AUGUGUAUAGGUACAAAACAAAAACGCUUGAAGAACACAAAAAAUAGUGAUAAUCAAGAAGUUACAUCAGUACUUGAUGAUAAUAUGCUUGAGUUAAUUGCUAAGCGUUUAAAUGUGGUAAGCUUUUGUGCAUUUGGAGCUGUUUGCAAAAGGAAAAAUGAGAUUUGUAAAAGAAUUAAAGAAGAUUUUCAACAAUCCAUAGCACCAUUAGCUAUGUUUACAACAAAAGAUGACAUGAUGAAAACAUGUUAUUUGUUUGACAUGAGUAAUGGAAAAACUAUGAAGGUUACAUUGAAUAACAUGGAUGGAAAUCUCUUAGUUGGAUGCACCGAAGGAUACAUCGUCUUCGAGAAAAAGGGGGGUAAAUCUGUCUUUUUAGUAAAUCCAUUAACCGGACAUCAACUUCCUUAUAGUAUAUCGUCAUGGAUCAAAAGAUAUAGUCGUCCUCGCCAUGAUCAUAUUAUAAUGGCAACAGAUUUACCAAGUAAGAGUAAUGUUCUCUUAGCUGUCUCUAAUGAUGUUGAUGGGUGGUGUGAAUAUCAAAUCUAUCAUUCUGGAAUUGAUGGAUGGAUAACGGAUAUACCUGAUACCAAAGAUUGGAUGGAUGUAGUAGUUUUUAAGAAUCGGUUUUAUGUUGUAACAAAUGAAGCUCAGCUUGGAGAAUUAAGGAUUGAACAACUUUACCUUAAGUUUAAUUGGUUGGUAGUGAAAAAUACCCCCCUUAAUGUGGACUCUGAAAAUCUUAAGUUGGUUGUUGGAAAUAAUCAACUUUUUAUGGUUGAUUUUCUUGCUGAUGAGUAUUUGGAUAUUUAUAAGAUUGAUUUUGAUGCAAUGGAAUGGAUUAAGGUGGAUGACUUAGGUGAUCAAGCUCUUUUCUUAGGGGGGGAAUUGGGCUCUGCAAUGAGGAAACCAGGUAAAUGGGGGUGUCCUAGCAAUUGUGUCUAUUUUAUAAAGGAUUCACCCCCAAGGUGUUGCUUAUAUUCAAUGGAAGCAAAAAUGAUUGAUGAUUAUCCAAUUGAGGGAAAUCCAACUAGUUCUCAUGAAUUGUGCUCACUUGGUUGGUAUUAUCCAGAUCAAUGUUUGAAGAUCAAUUAUGUGGAGAGUGGUAUAGAAUAA
This is a messenger RNA of Trifolium pratense (red clover), 1116 nucleotides long. RefSeq lists its product as uncharacterized. Bases 1 to 1116 code for a protein of 371 amino acids. The record is from RefSeq and is a predicted model, not a curated record. The transcript has a single exon. Lineage: Eukaryota; Viridiplantae; Streptophyta; Magnoliopsida; Fabales; Fabaceae.